Molecule: messenger RNA, 5108 nt
Organism: Pogoniulus pusillus (Red-fronted tinkerbird)
Lineage: Eukaryota; Metazoa; Chordata; Aves; Piciformes; Lybiidae
Gene: IDUA
Product: alpha-L-iduronidase
Exons: 14
Coding region: 237-1856 (539 amino acids)
Biological process (GO): carbohydrate metabolic process
Molecular function (GO): L-iduronidase activity; protein binding
Source: RefSeq, a predicted model, not a curated record
GCUCCGCGGCCUGCGCGGCCUCCGUGGUGUCCGUGGAUGUGCGGCGCACCGAGCGGCCCCUGGAGCACUUCUGGAGGAGCACUGGCUUCUGCCCUCCUUUACCACACAGCCGUGCUGAUCUCUUUGACCUGAGCAAAGACCAAGAGUUGAACCUUGCCUACAUUUCUUCUGUUCCACAUGGUGGCAUUGAACAAGUUCGAAUUCACUGGUUGCUGGAAUUAGUUGCUCUCAGACUGAUGAAUGGAAAACUUCACUACAAUUUUACUGCUUUGGAUAACCUUAUGGAUCACCUGUGGGAAAAUAAGCUAAUUCCAGGAUUUGAAUUGAUGGGAAAUCCAUCAGGAUAUUUUUUAGAUUUUGAAGAUAAAGAGCAGGUAGUAAAAUGGAGAAACUUCAUUGCAGUUCUGGCCAGCAGAUACAUAGAUAGGUAUGGAUUGGAACAUGUUGCUCAAUGGAAUUUUGAAACAUGGAAUGAACCAGACCACCAUGACUUUGACAACGUGUCUAUGACUGUGAAAGGGUUUCUCAACUAUUACGAUGCUUGCUCAGAAGGAUUAAGAGCAGCCAGUCCUCUACUGAAAUUUGGAGGGCCUGGGGAUUCCUUCCACCCAUUACCCAAGUCACCCAUAUGCUGGAGUCUUCUGUGUCACUGCUACAAUGGAACUAAUUUCUUCACAGGGGAGACUGGUGUAAGGCUGGACUACAUCUCUCUCCAUAAGAAGGGAGGUGGGAGCUCUCUCUACAUCUUGCAACAAGAAGUAGAAGCGGUUGAACAAAUUCAGAAGCUGUUUCCAAAUUUUACUUCUGUGGCUGUAUACAAUGAUGAAGCAGAUCCAAUGGUUGGGUGGUCCCUUCCACAGCUGUGGCGAGCUGAUGUGACCUAUGCAGCUAUGGUUGUAAAGGUAAUCGCGCAACAUCAGAACCUGCUCCUUGCCAAAGCUAACAACACCAUCAACUACACCCUGCUGAGCAAUGACAAUGCCUUCUUGAGCUAUCACCCUCAUUACUUCACGCAGCGGACUCUGACAGCACGUUUUCAGAUGAACAAUACAAGGCCACCUCACGUCCAGAUGGUGCGGAAGCCGGUGCUGACAGUCAUGGGCUUGCUGGCACUGCUAGGGGAAAAGCAGAUUUUUGCUGAAGUGAACAACAGUGAAGGUGAAAGCACUCUAAACAGCACAGUUGGUGUUCUGGCAUCUGUGCACACCCCAAAUGAAAGGCAGCCCUCAGACAGUUGGCAAGCUACUCUACUGAUGUACUCAAGUGAUGAUAACAGGACUUUGUCCAACAUCAGCACUGUCAUAGUGAACGCCACCCACUUCCCCAAACUCAGAGAGAUGGUGUAUGUGACUUAUUACCUGGAUAACAACCAAACCAAUCCUUACCAGACGUGGAGAAAGAUAGGAAGCCCUGACUUUCCUUCCCCAGAACAGUUCCAGCAAAUAAGGGAUGCUGAGGACCCAGUGACAACAGGGCCAUUCCCACUUCCUGAAGGUGGUGUCUUAACACUGAAGCAAGACUUUCCCAUUCCUGCAGUCUUUCUUAUCCACAUCUGUGCAAGGCCAAGAUCUGUUCCUGAUCAAGUGACCGGUGUUCGUUUGAUGCCUCUCACAAAGGGGCAGGUCAUCGUGCUGUGGGAUGACAGCAGUGUAAAUACAAAGUGUAUAAAGACAUUUGAAGUGGAGUUCUCACCAGAUGGAAAAACAUACCAGCGGAUAAAUGCUAAAGACACUGUAUUCACUCUCUGGGUCUACAGUCCAGGAAGCUCAGUCUCCGGCUUUUACAGAGUACGUGCUGUUGACUACUGGGGGAAGGCAGGACUGUCUUCUCUUCCUGUGGAGUAUGUUGAAAAGUAACUCUGAAGAGUGGUGCCUGGCUUGGUGACUUGAGUGGUCUCAGCAAAUAGGAAGACCCCAGAAAAAUAAACUCCUCCCAAGCUGAGGAGGGAGUAUCAAAAGGACCUGAUGAAGCAAGUUUGAUGAAAAAGAAGCUGCUCCUAUUAACUCUUCAGAGCUCAAAAAGGCAGCAUUAUCAAACAGUCACAGCUGACAACCCAACUGGCACAAUUUCAAGAGGCUGCUGUAAGACUGGGAUUCAGCUUGGUAGCUAGGAAUUAUAUGAAUGAAUAUUUAUUCUCAAUUUUACCCUGCGCUAAUCUCCAGGACAACCAAAGAUUUGCAGAGGUCACAAAAUGCAGCAGGAGCUGGACUCUAGUUUCACUGUGUGAGGGAAGAUGGCAGCAAAGGCACAAGGAGAACCUGAGAACAAGCUUGACGUGGUUUGGUGGAAAAGCACAACAGCAGCCAGAUGCUUCCAGAGAGUGAAGUGAAGGAUCCCUGCUUCCCUGCUGGUUAGUCACACUUGGUGUAGUGGAUUAUUUCAGAGCAUUUGCCAUAGAUGUAUGAAUCUUUUCACCCCAUCACAGAGGGUUUUUCACCUUGCUUUCUCUGCAUUAGUAGCUGUUACUUGUAAGCCAGAGCACUGGCAGAGGAAAGUGCAUCAGCUCACCCUCAAAGUGGAAGAAGACACACAGGAAGCUCUAGCUUCCAGACUUCUCUGCCUUUUCUGCUUUGCCCAAGCCACUUGUUUGUGCAGUGGCUGUCAGCCUCUCUUGGUGGUGGAGGCUCUAACCCUGAAAGUCCCUCUUUCUCCCCGUUGCUGUCACCUAGCUUGGCCUUCUACAUCCCUUACAGGUAACAUCUUUCCCCAGCAUGCCACCCCUCUCAGAUUGUAACUGACCUCAGACUUAGCUUUAGGUGGCCAGGAAAAAGAGCCUUCUGUGGUUUUGUAUUACAGGAGAGCACACUCUUGUGUGUAACAAGGCUGCCACUGUCUAACAGUUAUGAAAUUAGCAAAGAACACUUUGGUGGUCUGUGCUUUGCUGAGCUAUAAGGGUGUGAUGGAUCCAGAUCAUGGGCUACAGAACACCUCUGACUGUCCUUGCAGCUGCAAAAUACUUUAUGUAACAGCAAAGUUCCAUUAAGUUGCAGGGGUGUUUGCUCUCUCUCCCCUUUUCUCAACUGGCACAGUUUGAACUCUGCCUUUCAGUUGCUUAUAGAGGGAAACGUUGCCAGUGAAAACAGCUGGAGUGUUUUCUAUAAGAGAAGCAACUCUGUCACAUAAACAUAGCCCCCACUGCUCUCUCUGCUGACAUCAGCCACAUGGCCAACAUAACAAAGGCUGCAUGUUUGAUGAAACAUUUAGAUCUCAGUCAAAGGCAACAAAAUAAAAAAGAGAGAACAAAAAAAAUCAAGAAGUUUCCACAGUGGAAGAGAGCUGAACUACCUCAAAAGACCUCACUUGUGCAGAACAGAAAUGAAACAUGUAUGUCAGUGUUUAUGAAUCACACACAGAGAAACACCCAGGUUGGCAAAGCCCCUCAAGGUCACCAAGUCCAACCUGGAACCCUACUCUACAAGAUUCACUUAAGCAUCACAUGUAAACGAUACUUAAACACAUCCAGGGUGGGUGACUCCACCACCUCCCUGGGCAGCUCAUUCCAGUCCUUGACCACCCUUUCCAUGAAAAAGUCUUCCACAAUGUUUGAUCUAAACUUACCCAGUCUUAGCUUGAAGCCAUUCUCCCUUGCUCUGUCUCCAGUUACCUGUGAAAAGAGACCAGCAGCAGCCUCUCCACAACUUCCCUUCAGGUAGACAACAAUGAGGCCUCCCCUCAGCCUCCUCUUUCUCAGGCUAACCAUCCCCAGCUCCCUCCAUCACUCCUCAUAAGAUUUAUUCUCUAGGCCUUUCAGCUUUGUUGCCUUCCUCUCUCCUUACCCCUGGUUAUUUUGUGUGCUUAUGCUGAAAGCCUUAGAAAACUCAUCUUGCUGCAGAAUUCAGACAAAGUAUUUCUUGCCUCACUCGGGUCAGAAUAAGGACUACUCAUCCCAAUCUGCCAAUUUGUUGCCCCUAGAAACUUGCACAGAGCAGAAAGGGACUAUUGGAACCUACUUAAUUGAUCACAGAAUCAUAAAAUCUUAGAUGUAUUUAGGUUGGAAGUGACCUCAAAGAUCAUCCAGUUCCAACCACCUGCCAUGGGCAGGGACACCUCCCACUAGAACAGAUUACUCAAGGCCUCGUCCAGCCUGGCCUUGAACACCUCCAGGCAAGGAGCAGCCACAGCCUCCCUGUGUAACCUGUGCCAGUGUCUCACCACCCUCACUGCAAAGAACUUCUUCCUAACAUCCAGUUUCAAUCUCUCCUCUGCCAGUUCAAACCCAUUCCUCCUCAUCCUGGCAUUACAAGACCUUGUCAGUAGUCCCUCCCCAGCCCUCCUGUAGCCCCCUCAGAUCCUGGAAGGCCACUGCAAGGUUGCCUUGAAGCCUUCUCUUCUCCAGGCUGCAGAGGCCCAACUCUUAUAACCUGUCGGCACAACAGAGCUGCUGCAGCCCUCUGAGCAUCUUGGUGGCCUCCUCUGACUGGCUCCAACAGUUCCAUGUCCUUCUUGUGCUGGGGGCUCCAGAACUGCACACAGGACUCCAGGUGGGGUCUCAGGAGAGCAGAGCAAAGGGUCAGAAUCCCCUCCCUUGCCCUGCUGGCCACACUGCUCUUGCUGCAGCCCAGAUGUGCACAGUGCUAAGUUGGAGUAGCAGAUGCUUAGUACCUCUGUAGGUAUUACUCUUGCUGGCCAUAAAUCCAAAUAGGACAAUCCAUCUGCAGCUGCAGGGUGAUGUUGCCCACCUGCUCUUCAAGCAAAAGCUUUUGAGGCUGUGCAACAACUUUUCAAUUUCAAUGAAUGCUAGAGGAAACCUUUGGAAUGAGCAUUUCAGAUUUUCUAGUUGUGUGUAUGCUGCAUUUGUUACCAUCUCUUCUGCUGCCAAAUAAAACCAGUUUUUUUUAAUGAACCAUGUAGAAAACCAAGAUCCAGUCAUGUUUUGCAAACUGCUCAAACCUUUUGUGUCAGCAGCUUCAUCUUGGGAAGUGAAGCCUCUUCAGAAGGAAUGGAAGAUAGCUUCAUUGGUGCAAGUUCCAUCAUUUCAUAGAAAUAACACUCGAAGGGAGCACAACUGUAAGACAUUUCACAGAAUCACACAGAGUUAACUAUGUUGGAAAAGGCCUUUGAGAUCCUUGACUCCAACCUGUCACCUAACACCUUCUAAUUCACUAAAC